AUGGCCAAAACACGCAAAAAUGUUCUAGGAUCCGUAGAAGGACUAGAAGCAGAUGAAUAUACCAGUGCUGUUCGAACUUCUCCUCGCACAAAGACCCGUGGAAGACCGCGUGCCGACGCUGCAAAAGUCAAGAAAGAACCCGCCAAACGCGGCAGGAAGAAGAAAACUCCUGAUGAGCCUCCAUUGAUGCUUGGAAAUAAGAAAUCCGAUCUAGCAGUUGCUGCUUCAAAGCUCAGCGGUGGCAAAUUUCCUUCUCCCACACCAGAUCUUAGCAAUAAUUCUCUGUCCAACUCCACAAUGGAGAAGACUGUGUCCAUAGCAGUUUCUGGCGGUGCCAGUGUGACAGAGAAUGAUAUUUUAGCUGCCAGUACGCCCCAAGCUUUGAUGAAGCUCAUAAAUAGUCUCGUUACCACGCAACAGGACGCCAUUUUCGAUAAAUAUCGCCUGACUUCAAGACUUCAAAUGAAUCAUGAUAGCCUGGUAAUCAGCGGACUACGCGAGGAGCUCCGUCACAAACAAGCGACAAUUGAUGCUCUACAAGCGCAAAUUAUAGAAAACGGCGGUGUCAAUGCAGAUGUGUCGUCGAUUUCUGUGGUUAGCUCAACCCCGAGAAGACAAGGAACCAGAGAAUUGUACCAGUCACCAAUCAGGCAGAAAUCAUCGUCGCUGAUGCUUCAGCAGGAGGAUCUCGCCAAUGAGUUGAAAACAAUCGGAAUCACAUUGGAUAUGCAAGAGUUGCUCACAGGAGUCCGAAUCACCAACUACGAGGAUGACCGAGAUAAAUUCUACUUUGACGUCAAACAAACAAGCACUAACAUCGACAACGACGUGGACGCCGUUAGUGUGAUGUACAGACUUGUCAUCAAAAAGAAGUUUGAGCAGACGGCCGAAGUCACAUACAUUCCCAGCUUCCUUCGAGAAGCGAAGAAUGAUGAUGCACGGCGAGUGUCCUUUCAUUUGCCCGACUACUUGAAAGACAACCUCAUCUUUCCCUACAACACUCUUCUGCAGUUUUACGCCAAGAUGAGUAAGGCGUUGAACAAGAGCGCCAAAGCAUAA
Sungouiella intermedia is the source of this 1059-nucleotide messenger RNA. NCBI's taxonomy places the organism in Eukaryota, Fungi, Ascomycota, Pichiomycetes, Serinales, Metschnikowiaceae. The record is from the annotation of a GenBank genome assembly.